AUGAGGCUGCGGCUACGCCAGCCAGCACCUCUGCGCCUCCGCCGGACGGUGUGGACGUGGAGGAAGGCACCUGCCCCAUUCCAGGGGGAGAGCCUGCACCGGUUCUUCACCGGGGUGAACACCCCGGUGGGUGCCUUCGACCCUAUGGCGCCAGUUGGAGCCUCGUUCCGCGCGGCCAUGGACCGCCUGCCUCCUGCGACAGUUGACAUGGCGCUGCUCACGGAUGCGCCGUCUUCGCAUGAGAUCGAGGACCAAGUGCAGCGUGCGCGUGGCAGUUCCAGCCCUGGCUUGGACGGUGUCGGCUAUGACAUCUUCAAGCUGUUCACGGCCCAGCUUCUGCCCGCCCUGUAUGCGGCGUUCGCGCGCUGCUGGCAGUCCAAGCGUGUGCCGCAGAGCUGGAAGGUUGGCGUGGUGCGCCUGCUGCACAAGAAGGGCGAUCGGCUCGACCCAUCCAAUUGGCGGCCGAUCUGCUUGCAGCAGGCCAUCUACAAGUUGUACGCCGGUGUCUUGUCGCGUCGCUUUACGCGCUGGCUCGACGUCAACGGCCGCCACGCCGACGCGCAGAAGGGCUUUCGAGCCAUGAACGGCUGCGGGGAACACAACUUUCUCGCAGCCACGCUCGUCGACCAAGCCCGGCGCAAGCAUCAGGAGUUGCAUGUCGUGUGGUACGACUUUGCCAACGCUUUUGGUAGCGUGCCACACGACUUGCUCUGGGAAGCGCUACAUCGGCAGGGUGUUCCACCCGAGUUUGUCGCUUGUUGCCGUGGUCUCUACGCAGACGCAGCGUUUACAAUUGGUAACGCUGUGGAUGGGACCACGGCACCGAUCGCGUUGAAGGUGGGGGUGUUUCAAGGCUGCCCACUCAGCCCCCAUCUCUUCACCGCCGCGAUCGCCCCGCUGCUUCACGCGCUCAAGUCGCUGCCGGACACUGGCGUGAAGAUGUCAAGCGAAGACCGUCCCGGUGCUGCUGCUUACGCCGACGACUUGAAGACAUUCAGCAGCACCGUGGACGGCAUCAAGCGUCAACAUUCGGUGGUGCAAGACUUCCUGCGCUGGACUGGCAUGAAGAGCCAACCCGCUGAAGUGCAGCACCAUGUCAGUCCAGCGGGAUGUGCGUGGUCUCCACCAGACCAGCGACCUCGGGCUGCAGCUGGACGGCACCCCAAUCCCCGCGCUCAGCGCCUCCGACUCCUACCAGUACUUGGGGAUCGGGGAUGGCUUCGACCAUGUGCGCCGUCGCGUUGA
Messenger RNA from Peronospora matthiolae, 1245 nucleotides. NCBI's taxonomy places the organism in Eukaryota, Oomycota, Peronosporomycetes, Peronosporales, Peronosporaceae. The record is from the annotation of a GenBank genome assembly.